AAUACCUCUACUUCAGAACGAGACUAUGAUGUAGGCCAAAACACGAGGGAAAAAGGAUAAAAUUUGUACAAUUAGAAAAGGAUUGCGAACUUUCUGAGCGAAAAAAAUGGCGGGGAAAAGACCCGAACAUUUAGCCCCACCAGAAGUAUUCUAUGACGAUGAAGAAGCAGCCAAGUACACGACUAAUAGUCGCAUGAUGGAAAUCCAGCGACAAAUGUCAGCAAGGGCGGUUGAACUUCUUGCUCUUCCAGAAGACGAGCCUUGCUUUUUGCUGGAUGUUGGUUGUGGAUCUGGAUUAAGUGGGGAAUUGCUAUCAGAAUAUGGACAUUUUUGGCUCGGGGUUGAUAUCAGUAAGGCCAUGCUAGAUAUAGCUCAUGAGCGAGAGGUUGAGGGUGACUUAUUCUUGGGAGAUGCUGGCCAAGGACUCAUGUUCCGUCCGGGAACAUUUGAUGGCUGCAUUAGUAUAUCGGCCCUUCAGUGGCUUUGCAACGCAGAUAAAAAGACACAUAACCCAGUUAAACGUCUCUACAAGUUCUUUACUUCCCUUUAUUGUUGUUUAACUCGAGGAAGCAAGGCAAUCUUUCAAUUCUAUCCAGAAAACCCAUCACAAGUUGAGUUAAUCACAAGUCAGGCUAUGAGAGCUGGUUUUACAGGAGGAGUUGUUGUGGAUUACCCCAACAGCACCAAAGCAAAAAAGAUGUUUCUUUGUCUCUUUUCAGGAACAGUUAUUGGUAAACUUCCAGCUGGACUUGGGACUGAAGCAGCACAGGGUUUAGAUGCGGUCGCAUAUACUGGUAAAAGAAAUAGGUUUAUGAAAGAUACAAGGAAAUCCAUCAAAAAAAGUAGAGACUGGAUUCAAGAGAAAAAAGUAAGAAGAAAAAAUCAAGGAAAAGAGGUUAAAAGGGAUUCUAAAUACACAGGAAGAAAGCGAAAAACCAAAUUCUAGCAUGCUUUUCUGUUUUAAAAACUCUACAUUAGAAGCUAAAGAAAAAUUUGCAUUUACUUAUAGAAUGAAAACACCUGUAAGUAGAUAGUUAAUUAUGUUUAGUCUUAACUUGGUAGAAGCAGAAGUGGCCUCACAGUGUCAUAAUCCUUGUUUGUUACAAUGAAUUUUGGGUUAAAAAUUGAUCUGCAUAUUAACUCAAAGACCGUAAUCAUUUGAAUAUACUUAUUUGAAUGAGGUGAAUAGAAUAUUUUAGGAUAACUUCAUAAGGAGGCAGUAAAGCACACUGACUUCAGCAUUGCACAUCAAGAGCUGAGUCACAGCGUAUGGCAUUCUGUUGCAUUUCGCUUUUAGGAUGGUUAUUUUAUGUGUUGAAUUUAGGUGUAAGAAUUGUCAAACAGCUAAGGAAAAACAGUCCUUUAAUAGGGUUGGAAGUAAGAUUGGUGCUUUCAGUGGUUAUAUAGACAUAACUGGUGAUUUCAUUGAUUAAAUUUCACCUUUUUAUUAACUGGUAGGUCUAUCAUGUCUUCAAGAUACUUUUGCUUUUCUGUUAAUUUUUUGGAUUUUUUUUAAAUUUUACAUAGAUCCCUUCCUGUUUCAUAACUGAUGCCUUGCAAGAUUGUCACUUGAAACAACUAGCCAAAAACUUCUGAUAUAAAUAUUCAACUGUUCAUGUGUGAACAUAUGCCAAAAAAUUUUAAAUGCAAGGACAGUCCAAUCCAUCCAUUUAAAAAAAAUUUAGGAUAUUCCAAAAGUAUGAUUAGUAUCAUUGUUGUUAAUGUCCAUGAUUAUGUUUAACACUAUUUUGCUUAAAAUCCAUUUAUUUUGGUUAGUAUCAGAUUUCCCAUUAUUCUUUCUAGUAUAUGCUCAUAUAUACUCACAUUUUAUCACUAUAUGCCUAAUAAAGUCUCUGUUUUGGCCAUAGACAUGUGAUUAUUCAAAACUGAACGGUUUUGGGGAAGGCUAACUUGACAUGGUAAAUCAUAAAUCAACAAGAUUUGGGACCCAAAAUUGGAUGGACAGUGAACUGGCCCAAAACACCUUAAUUUAUAAUUUGAUUUAUUAUUAAGUUAUAUGAAGCUGCAAACAGAUGCUUUAAUGCAAAAAAUUUCAAAGAAAUUGUAACCAACUGUUCAUCUUUUUUCAAAUUCCAACAGGGGGCUUGUUCAAAACUUCAAUCUAAAAAAGCAGAUAUAUUCAGUAUGGGGAGCAGAAGCAAGUCAAGCUAUUGCAUUGCCAAGAAAAAAUUGGCUCGAUAGAUACGUAUCUUAGGUUUUAGCUUAUUUUUAAAGAUCUUGUCUUAACAUUGUUAUUUUUAAGUAUGAUGUUUGCAAUGUUUCGUUUUGGCUUUUGAAUAUAAUUUCAUUCUCUUGAAUCUAAAUCAGAAGAUAUGGAAAAUGUUUUCAUCACAAGUAGACUGCUUAAAAAGUUAUUCACUUAAUUUCUCGUACCAAUGCCUUGCAUUGAGUUUGUGUUUUGAGCUGUGCCAUCCAAACACCGGUAUAACAACAAUACACAGUUAUUGCUUUACACUGUCAGAUUAUUGGAUAAUGAUGCUUUGUUAUUGAA
Rhopilema esculentum is the source of this 2512-nucleotide messenger RNA. RefSeq names its product 18S rRNA (guanine-N(7))-methyltransferase. Gene Ontology annotation, molecular function: rRNA (guanine) methyltransferase activity. Gene Ontology annotation, biological process: rRNA (guanine-N7)-methylation. Lineage: Eukaryota; Metazoa; Cnidaria; Scyphozoa; Rhizostomeae; Rhizostomatidae. The record is from RefSeq and is a predicted model, not a curated record. Gene Ontology annotation, cellular component: nucleolus.